Molecule: messenger RNA, 444 nt
Organism: Panicum virgatum (switchgrass)
Lineage: Eukaryota; Viridiplantae; Streptophyta; Magnoliopsida; Poales; Poaceae
Exons: 2
Coding region: 1-444 (147 amino acids)
Source: RefSeq, a predicted model, not a curated record
AUGCACCUGUCCAAGGUGCUAAUGGACGGGGGCAGCAUCCUCAACAUCCUGUACAUCGACACCCUGGAAGCCAUGGGGAUCCCGCGAUCUUGCUUGCGGGCCUCUCUCUUCCCCUUCUACGGCAUCUUGCCAGGCAUGAAGGCGUACCCGGUCGGCAACCUCAACUUGCCGGUCAUGUUCGGAAGCAGAGCUAACUACCUCACCAAGACCCUCACAUUCGAGGUGGUAGAUUGGAAGGGGGCAUACCACGCCAUUCUCGGGUGCCCGGCCUACGCCAAGUUCAUGGCGACACAAAAACUUCUCUAUGCCAUCAUCAUGGUGGCCAAGAAGCUGCAACAUUACUUCACCGAGCACGAGGUGUCGGUCGUCACCUCAUUCCCACUCGAUGAGGUGGUCCGCAACCGCGACGCCGUGGGACGGAUUCCAAGUAGGCAGUCGAGCUAA